GGGACUAAUGGCCGGCAGGUUCAAGCGAAACAAGAGUAUUGGAUGGGUAUAUAGUAAAGGCAAGCUCACCGUUGAUGUAGAACUCAAUUACCGGUAAAGAAAAAAAACAACCUGUAAAACAAAGACCAAAAGAAAAAAAAAGCAAACAACAUUAACGUCAUUGUCAAAAGAGCACAGUGCUACAAUAUAUUAGUUUAUGUGGCAUUAAAGGCACGCCAGCGUUACUGUUUGUUCUCUGAAUGUUUGCUAUAAAGAAGAGAACCCUUUUAAUAAACUUAACAUCGUUUGCAGCACGUCAGUGGGUUCAUAAAUGCUUAGUUCCUGGUAUUAUUAAACAGCGUUGUUGUUACAGCGUGUUGACUGCAGACUCUUUUCUUCGGCAGUCUUUUUGCAAAAUGUCUGCUGAGAGUCAGAGAAACGCCUCGAAAAAAGCCAAACAAUCAAAAGAGACUCUGAGACACAUCAAAACACGAGAACAGAGAAAAAAUGUGGACCAGCACGGACCUGCCACUGUCUAUGUGCAGGUUGUGGGUGCUGGUAGUCGGGAUAAUGGGCCGUCCUUGUACGUUUUCUCAGAAUUUAAUAGGUAUCUCUUCAACUGUGGAGAAGGCACUCAAAGACUGAUGCAAGAACACAAAUUAAAAGCUGCCCGUCUGGAUAACAUUUUCUUAACAAGAAUGAGUUGGCAAAAUGUUGGAGGAUUAUCAGGGAUGAUAUUAACAUUGAAGGAUACAGGGGUUCCUGAGUGUGUUCUGUCUGGACCUCCACAGCUGGAUAAUUAUGUGAAUGCAAUCCAAGUCUUCUCUGGACCAUUAGAAGAAAUCAAAAUAGCUGUACGACCCUACACAGAACCACAGUACUCUGAUAAUACCAUGACUGUUAAUCAAGUACCUAUAUUUGCACAGCUGAAGCCCAGCAAACGGAAGAGGUCCCCCAGCCCAGAGAGAGACAGCCCCAGCAACUCCCCUCGGUCUCGCUCUCCACAGGCCGAGCGCUGGAACCUAGAGGACAGCGAGGAGCUUGUCAACGCCAGGGAGAGAGAGAGCCCUGGCAGACCGGGAGGAAGUCCAAGAAUCUCUAUGAGAGAUCCUUCUUUGGUGGUGGCUUUUGUUUGUAAGCUUCAUCCUAAAAAGGGAAAUUUCUUGGUGGCCAAAGCCAAAGACUUGGGUCUACCACUUGGCACGCCAGCUAUAGGCCCCAUUGUUGCUGCACUUAAAAAUGGAAAAACUGUAACCUUUGAAGGGAAAGAGAUAUUACCUGGAGAGGUGUGUACUCCAGCAGACCCGGGCCCUGCCUUCAUUGUUGUGGAGUGUCCCAGUGAAGACUUCAUCAAACCAGUCUGUAACAAUGAACACCUGAAGAGGUACCAUGCCGGAGGAGCAGAAGACCCUGCAUCCUUAGUUGUUCAUAUGACACCGGAAUCGAUUUUGCAAACUGACAGAUAUAAGGAGUGGAUGGAGAGGUUUGGACCUACUACAGAACACCUGAUCUUGAAUGAACAAGCACACACAAUCCAUAACGUUCGGAGUCACAAGAUUCAAACCCAACUCAAUCUUAUUCACCCAGAGAUCUUUCCAGCACUGAGGAACAGUGAAACAAAGGAGAAACAGGCUGCCCUGCAUGUGCCCAGUGUCCGGGGGGAGUGUUUGCUCAAGUAUCAGCUGAGGCCCAAGUUUGAGUGGCAAAGAGAUGCCGUUCCUUUGUGCGACUCCCGUGAGUUUAUUAAAGAAGCGACCGAGCUUCCUGGAUUCCUGGAAAGAGUGGAGGAGUGUAAACAGUCCCUGGCAACAGAUCCCACAGUUUUAUCUGGGAAAGCUGACCGGUAUCCAGAAGUGGUGUUUCUUGGGACUGGAUCUGCCCUCCCUAUGAAGAUUCGGAAUGUCAGCGCAACAUUGCUGAACAUCAGCCCUACUCAGUCUAUGCUGCUGGACUGUGGCGAAGGCACUUUUGGACAGCUGUGCCGUCACUAUGGCAACAACGUAGAUGAGGUCCUGAGUAAUUUGUCGGCAGUUUUCAUUUCGCAUAUGCACGCAGACCAUCACACAGGCCUGUUAAAUUUACUAUUACAGCGGGAGAGAGCUUUGAAUUCCCUAGGAAGACCCUUCACACCAGUUCUUCUGGUUGCUCCACUUCAGAUCAUGACAUGGCUAAACCAGUACCAUGAUCACUGCCAGGGAAUCCUCAGCCAUAUAAACUUCAUUCCAGGCAGAUUCCUCACAGAGGGAGCUGAUGUUCCCAAGUACAAAACCAAGACCUUCAUCCAGUCCCUGCUUAAGAAGUUAGAUUUGGAAAAGUUCCAGACCUGUGUGGUUCGUCACUGUAAAAACGCCUUUGCCUGCUCUUUAACCCAUCAUUCUGGUUGGAAAAUCAUCUUUUCUGGAGACACGAUGCCUUGUAAUGCUCUGGUACAGCUGGGAAAGGACGCCACAUUGCUUAUUCACGAAGCUACACUGGAGGAUGGUAUGGAAGAGGAGGCUACUGAAAAAAAACACAGCACUACCUCUCAGGCCAUUGGCAUCGGAAUGGAAAUGAAUGCAGAGUUCAUCAUGCUGAACCAUUUUAGUCAGAGAUAUGCUAAAAUCCCCCUCUUUAGUGCAGAUUUCAAUGAAAAGGUUGGAAUAGCUUUUGACCACAUGAGGAUUCGGUUCGGUGACUUUGGAGCCAUACCUAAACUGAUCCCACCAUUGAAAGCGCUGUUUGCAGAGGAGAUUGAGGAAAUGGUGGAAAGGCGAGAGAAGCGGGAGCUGAAACAGAUGAAAGAGGCCAGUUUAGAUGUGUUGGACUCUGACCGCAUGAACGGUACGCAGGCCCAGCCAUCGGUGAACAAAAUUGCAGGAACUGAGGACCCAACCCCUGACAGUAACAAGCGAGAGCUGGAACAACCACACCCAGAGGGGGAGAGCAAAAAACUGAAAGUUAUCUAGGGAGAAGGAAGGAAGGAAGAAAGAAAGACAAUUGACUCUGUGACUUUAUGCACUGUUAAAGGUUUAGUAACAAGGUUUUAAGUCCUACUGAGAUCUCUUUACAAGGGAGACCUGGUCGAGAAGGUGGCAUAUCAUAAAAUAAAAAAACAAACAGCAGCAUUGGCUGAUUCGCUU
Polyodon spathula (Mississippi paddlefish) is the source of this 3098-nucleotide messenger RNA. It is a transcript of the gene elac2, whose product is annotated as elaC ribonuclease Z 2. Bases 240 to 2924 code for a protein of 894 amino acids. Lineage: Eukaryota; Metazoa; Chordata; Actinopteri; Acipenseriformes; Polyodontidae. Gene Ontology annotation, biological process: mitochondrial tRNA 3'-end processing. The record is from RefSeq and is a predicted model, not a curated record. The transcript is spliced from 24 exons. Gene Ontology annotation, molecular function: 3'-tRNA processing endoribonuclease activity. Gene Ontology annotation, cellular component: mitochondrion.